Molecule: messenger RNA, 4432 nt
Organism: Lates calcarifer (barramundi perch)
Lineage: Eukaryota; Metazoa; Chordata; Actinopteri; Centropomidae
Product: nardilysin
Exons: 31
Coding region: 127-3435 (1102 amino acids)
Biological process (GO): proteolysis
Molecular function (GO): metal ion binding; metalloendopeptidase activity
Source: RefSeq, a predicted model, not a curated record
CUAACCACUAGCGGUCUCAGGCUAGGCUGCUGCACUGUAACAGACACUCCAAACUUAUAUCGCCGUUAACGCAGCUGAAGCAGGUUUUUCUUCCUGUCUGGCACUGUCACACCAGACUCUGUAAAAAUGCCUCAGACCAACAAGUCGGUGAGCGGCGGCUCUGUGCCAGGACAGGUAUCUGCUCCAGACCAGGGCGAGCCGCCGCCGGCCUCGGUGGAUGUGAAGGCCCAGGUGGCUGCCGGAGAUGGAGUCGCUGCAGAGGACAAGGACGACACAGAGAUCAUCAAAUCUCCCAGUGACCCAAAGAAAUACAGAUACAUCGAGCUGAGUAACGGCCUCCGAGCUCUCCUCAUCUCUGACUUCAGCGGGGCCGAUGGGAAGGGAGGCAGUGAAAACGGAGAGGACAAGGGGGAAUCUGAGGACAGGGCUGAGGAGGAAGAGGAGGAAGCUGAGGAUGAGGGGGAUUCUGGCGAGGGCUCGGAGGAGGACGAGGAGGAAAACGAAGAGGAGGAGCAGGACAGCGACUUCGACGAGCUGGACGAGGAGAACGCCGGGAAGAAGAAGAGAGGGAGCUCAGAGAAGCAGGCGGCAGCUGCUCUGUGCAUCAGCGUGGGGAGCUUCAGUGACCCGGACGACCUGCCCGGCCUCGCACACUUCCUGGAACACAUGGUGUUCAUGGGCAGUGAGAAAUACCCAGCAGAGAACGGUUUUGACGCUUUCUUGAAGAAGCACGGUGGAAGUGACAACGCCUCCACCGACUGCGAGAGGACCAUCUUCCAGUUCGACGUGCAGAGGAAGUAUUUCAGAGAGGCGCUCGACAGGUGGGCUCAGUUCUUCAUCUGUCCUCUGAUGAUUGAAGACGCCAUCGACAGAGAGGUGGAGGCUGUGGACAGCGAGUACCAGCUCGCCAGGCCGUCUGACUCACAUCGGAAGGAGAUGCUGUUUGGGAGUUUGGCUAAACCUGGACACCCUAUGAGUAAAUUCUGCUGGGGCAACGCUCAGACAUUAAAACACGAGCCCAGAGAGAAACAGAUCAACACGUACCAGCGGCUGCGGGACUUCUGGAGGAGAUAUUACUCUGCUCAUUACAUGACGCUCGCUGUGCAGUCCAAAGAGACACUGGACACUCUGGAGCAGUGGGUGAGAGAGAUCUUCAUCAAAGUUCCCAACAAUGGUGAACCUCGAGCCGACUUCUCUCACCUCCUGCAGCCGUUUGACACACCGGCCUUCAACAAACUGUACAGAGUGGUUCCUGUGAGGAAGGUUCAUGCUCUGACCAUCAGCUGGGCCGUACCUCCACAGGGGAAACAUUACAGAGUGAAGCCUCUUCACUACAUCUCCUGGCUGAUCGGACACGAAGGAACCGGCAGCAUCCUGUCUCUGCUCAGGAAGAAGUGCUGGGCUCUGGCUCUGUUUGGAGGAAACAGUGAAACAGGCUUCGAUCAAAACACCACCUACUCCAUCUUCUCCAUCUCCAUCACCCUCACAGACCAGGGCUACCAGAACUUCUACCAGGUUGUGGAUUUUGUUUUCCAGUAUCUGAAGAUGCUCCAGACUCUGGGUCCCCAGCAGAGGAUCUAUGAGGAAAUUCAGAAGAUAGAAGCCAACGAGUUCCACUAUCAGGAGCAGACGGAUCCCAUCGAGUUCGUGGAGAACAUCUGUGAGAACAUGCAGCUGUUUCCCAAAGAGGACUUCCUGACCGGGGACCAGCUCAUGUUUGAGUACGACCCACAGGUGAUCAGUGCUGCUCUGUCCCUCCUGACUCCAGACAGAGCAAACCUGCUGCUGCUGUCACCAGAAAACGAAGGUCACUGUUCACUCAGAGAGAAAUGGUUCGGCACCUGCUACAGCAUGGAGGAUAUCGCAGAGGAGUGGGCUCAGCGCUGGGCAGGAGACUUUGAACUCAACCCUGAACUCCACCUUCCUGCUGAGAACAAGUUCAUCGCGACGGAUUUCACCCUGAAAACGUCGGACUGUCCCGACACAGAGUUUCCUGUCAGGAUAGUCAACAGUGAGCGAGGCUGCCUGUGGUACAAGAAGGACAACAAGUUCAAGAUCCCCAAAGCGUAUAUCCGUUUCAACUUGAUCUCCCCCAUGAUUCAGAAGAGCCCGGAAAAUCUGGUCCUGUUCGACCUCUUUGUGAACAUCUUGGCUCACAACCUGGCAGAGCCGGCCUACGAGGCUGACGUGGCUCAGCUCGAGUACAAACUGGUGGCCGGAGAGCACGGGCUGGUGAUCCGACUGAAAGGCUUCAACCACAAACUGCCGCUGCUGCUGAGGCUGAUCGUGGAUCAUCUGGCAGACUUCAGCGCCGAGCCGGGCGUCUUCACCAUGUUCUCCGAGCAGCUGAAGAAAACCUACUUCAACAUCCUCAUCAAGCCUGAGCGGCUGGGCAAGGAUGUUCGUCUGUUGAUCCUGGAGCACUGCCGCUGGUCUGUCAUUCAGAAGUAUCAGGCCGUCAUGAAGGGUCUGACGGUCGACGACCUCAUGACCUUCGUCGCUGGGCUGAAGGCGGAGCUUUACACUGAGGGGCUGGUGCAGGGAAACUUCACCAGCACGGAGUCCAAGGAGUUUCUGCAGUACUUCAUCGAGAAGCUGCAGUUCCAGCCUCUGUCUGCAGAGGUCCCCGUCCUGUUCCGGGUGGUGGAGCUGCCUCAGAAAAAUCAUCUCUGUAAAGUCAAAUCUCUCAACAAGGGAGAUGCCAACUCUGAAGUCACCGUCUACUACCAGUCCGGGCUGAAGAACCUCAGAGAACACGCCCUGAUGGAGCUGAUGGUGAUGCACAUGGAGGAGCCCUGCUUUGACUUCCUCAGGACAAAGGAGACACUGGGGUACCAGGUGUACCCAACCUGCAGGAACACCUCGGGGGUGCUGGGGUUCUCCGUCACCGUGGAAACGCAGGCCACUAAGUUCAGCACUGAGUUCGUCGAGACAAAGAUCGAGGAGUUCCUGGUCAGUUUCGGCGAACGUUUGUCAGGACUGAGCGAGGAGGCCUUCAGGACCCAGGUGACGGCUCUCAUCAAGCUGAAGGAGUGCGAGGACGCUCACCUCGGAGAGGAAGUAGAUCGCAACUGGUUCGAGGUCGUCACACAGCAGUACGUCUUUGACCGGCUCAGCAAGGAGAUCGAAGCUCUAAAGCUCUUCACUCAAGACGAGCUGGUGUCCUGGUUCCUGGAGCAUAGAAACACCAACAGCAGGAAGCUCAGUGUACACGUGGUUGGUUUCGGGGUUGAGGAGAAUGACCCACCAGAUCAGAGUGUCACCUGCAGCCCAGAGAGCCCUGACAACCCUCCCUCCUCAGCCUAUGGUGAAGUCAGUGAGAUGACCUUCCUGUUGGCCUCCUCGCCACCACUCCAGGAUGCCACACUUAUCACAGACAUCAGAGCAUUCACCUCCUCCCUCCCCCUUCAUCCCUACCACAAAAUCCUCAGCUAGGUCACUGCCACUGCAGAUCGACAGGAAACUCAAGACAACGCCUCUCCAUCUUUUCCAUGCAUCAGAGAUAUUAAAGUAACCAUGGCAAGGCCUAGCAUUCUUAACCACACUGUUUGAUCAAAGAGAAUUCUGUUAGGAUGGACAGAAACUGAGAGAUGUUUCAGAGGCAUUCGUUUUCUUUCGUGUGAGUGGUUACAAUAAUGUUGCAUUCACUUCCAGGGGGAAAAACUGUAAAUCUGAGCUAAUAAACCACGGUCACUCAGAUGAUCAACACUGCUACCCUGCUUUAAGGGGUUUAAACUGCAGCUGUGAGCCAUGCUGAAUCUGAGUGCUGCAACUAAACCAGAUGUAUGACUAAAGAACAGAGAGUAGUUUAAAAAAUAUAACUUAAACUAUUAAUUAUCAAAAUAGUUGCUUGUGUAUUUUCUGUCAGUUGACCAAUACAUUUCGAAUCUUUGCAUCCCUCAAACUGUGUGUGUGUUAUAGUUUCUACUCAAUUUUCAUGUUUAUCACAAGAAUAAGUCUUCUAAUACAAAUGUACAUCCAUCAUAUCAGAGUACUAAAACUGACACGGAUUGAGAAUUUUUCUUUCUUGUUCCUUUUAACUGUGAAAUGAUUUGGUUUUUCCCAGGUGAACUGAAUGCAGCGUGAUGACUCAGGGCUCUGGUUUAAAAUAAAGUCUCUUACAAGACGACAAGAAGAAGGGCAGAACUAUUGUUUAUUGCUACAGCUGUGUGUUUUAAUUCACUGUCUAUGAGUUUGCAUAUACAUGUUCACACUGUAAUAUUCUGUUAAUGGAUGAUGUAUAUGAAGAAAUGAAUGUAUAGACUUUAACAGUAUCUGGUGGCCAGUGAUACAAGACUGUGAUGUGUUUUAUCUCUGAAUGUACUGCAGUAGUUUAUGGAGGCUAGAGUGUGCCACCAAAAAUAAUUAGACAUUUUUAAUUAAUUACAUUUGCAGUGCAGCAAUGAUUAAAGAUACCUGAAUUGAAUACUUA